Messenger RNA from Cyclopterus lumpus (lumpfish), 5567 nucleotides. It is a transcript of the gene dennd1a, whose product is annotated as DENN/MADD domain containing 1A. Gene Ontology annotation, biological process: endocytic recycling; endocytosis. The record is from RefSeq and is a predicted model, not a curated record. Gene Ontology annotation, molecular function: guanyl-nucleotide exchange factor activity; phosphatidylinositol phosphate binding. The coding region runs from base 117 to 3068 and encodes 983 amino acids. The transcript is spliced from 23 exons. Gene Ontology annotation, cellular component: cytosol; clathrin-coated vesicle. NCBI's taxonomy places the organism in Eukaryota, Metazoa, Chordata, Actinopteri, Perciformes, Cyclopteridae.
CGUGCGUCGUACACGGACCAUGGCGUUGCACAGCGCUGUGUGACAGGUUAGCAUCUGAAAAAAACACCUCGGGACCAGACGUGUCCGUGCACCGCGAGUCGCUGCGAGAAACGAGGAUGGGGUCCCGAAUCAAGGAGAGCCCCGAGUCCACCUUCGAGGUGUAUCUGGAGGUCGCCCAUCCAGGCACACACAGCUCCGGGCCGGCGGUGCGGAGGCAGUUCCCUGAAGACUACACAGACCAGGAGACUCUUCAGACUGUGCCCAGGUUCUGCUUCCCCUUCAACAUGGACAGCCUGACAGUCAACCAAGUCGGCCAGAACUUCACAUUCGUGUUGACCGACAUCGAGAGCAAGCAGAGAUUUGGCUUCUGUCGCCUCUCCUCAGGUGCCCACACCUGCUACUGCAUUGUCAGCUACCUGCCCUGGUUUGAAGUCUUCUACAAGCUGCUUAAUAUCCUUGCUGAUUACACCAUCAAAGGCCAGGAAAGCCAAUGGCAAGAGUUCCUGGUGUCCCUCCACACGCUCCCCAUCCCAGAGCCCGGGGUCCCCGUUCAUCUCGGUAUGCAUUCCUUCUUCACUGUGCCUGACACAAGGGAACUCCCCAGCAUACCUGAGAACAGAAACCUAACCGAGUACUUUGUAGCAGUAGAUGUCAAUAACAUGCUUCAUCUGUACGCUAGUAUGCUUUAUGAACGCCGAGUCCUCAUCUGCUGUAGCAAGCUAAGCACUUUAACAGCUUGCAUCCACGGGUCUACGACAAUGUUAUAUCCAAUGCACUGGCAACAUGUGUACAUUCCUGUUCUGCCUCAGCAUCUAUUGGACUACUGCUGUGCCCCAAUGCCCUACCUCAUCGGAGUGCACUCCAGUCUGAUGGAGAAAGUUCGAGGGAUGGCUCUGGAUGAUGUGGUGGUCCUGAACGUGGACACAAACACCCUGGAAACGCCCUACGAUGACCUCCAAAGCCUGCCCAGCGAUGUGGUCUCAUCUCUAAAGAGUCGUUUGAGGAAGGUUUCAACAACGACCGGGGACGGUGUGGCCCGAGCCUUCCUCAGGAGUCAGGCGGCUCUGUUCGGCAGCUACAGAAACGCUCUGCAGAUUGAGUCGGGAGAGCCAAUCACUUUUAAUGAGGAAACCUUCGUGAGUCAUCGUUCCAGUACCAUGAGACAGUUCCUCCAGAACGCCAUCCAGCUGCAGCUCUUCAAACAGUUCAUUGAUGGCCGGUUGGACCUGUUAAACUCAGGAGAGGGAUUCAGCGACAUCUUUGAGGAGGAGAUCAACAUGGGCGAAUAUGCAGGCAGUGACAAGACCUACCAUCAGUGGCUGUUCACUGUGAAGAAAGGAGGCGGGGCUAUCUUCAACACGGUGAAGACCAAGGCAAACCCAGCCAUGAAGACCGUGUACAAGUUUGCAAAGGACCAUGCAAAAAUGCGUAUCAAGGAAGUGAAGAGCCGGCUUAAGCAGAAGGAGCAGGUAGAAAACGGCUUCUCCACAGCAGGGUCCGCAGUCAUCGACGACGACGACGACGAGAACGCAGGGUUCACCUCCUCCACCAGUGCAGUCAGGAGGGAGGGGCCUCUGCAGGCCUUGGAUGACCGGCCAAUCACUGUGCAUUUUGGACAGGCUUGGCCCCCAGUGCUGCUGAAGAGACCGAGCAGCAAUGUGAGUCUGGAAAGCAGCAUUGACCACUCUAUCCGUCCCACUCGCCACUACACCGUCUUUCUCUCCGAGGAUUCGUCCGGAGACGAGCUCCAGUACGCCGACGACUCCAUCUCUGGGUUUCCUGACAGCUUUCUCUUCUCCGUCCCUUUCGAGUGGUCUCCUCUGCCACAGCCGUACCGCUCCCUGAAGGAGGUCGAGUUGAUAGAAGGGGUCGAUCCUGGUUUAGGGGCCGAGAGUCACACGGCUCCUCCUAGUCCGGUAAACGAGAAGUUCUCCAACGUCAACCUGCUGGGAGAUAUCUUCGGCUGCCAGGACGAGCCUGACAGCCAACCAAUCACCUUGGCUAAAAGUCUGGAGGACCUGAGGACUCCCAAAGACACGGAGGACCGACAAGCCAAGUUCACCUACCAGCGCAUGGACCUGAGCGCCGGUGAACACUCGCGAACACUUCCAGGCCUCAAGCUCCCCAACCCGUACAACAAGCUGUGGAGCGUGGGGCGGGACGGCGCCGCCUUACCCGUCUGUGACAGACCUCUUCCUGCUCAACUUCCCGCGCCGACAGAAGCCCACGAGAGCUCCGGGCCGGGCCCCGACACCCUGGACCCUUCUGCCCACGGUUACAUUACCAUUCCACGUCCCCACGGAAGGAAGACGCCCGAGCUCGGCACUGGGCUUGCACCCCCCGCCGCCCAGCUGCGCUCUAAACCAGCUGGAGAAGGAGGGGCUACGUCAGGGGGACAGGAGUUUAGACAAGCCCUGAGCAUGACCACAGAUGGAGACCUGCUACAGCCCAUCAAGGACGCUGAGGACAGUAUAGAUCUGAUGAGCCUUCUAGACCCCCUUAACAGCUCGGCACCCACCGGUUCGUUGAGCGACGUGCUCGACAUCGGCGCGUCGUCAUCUUCCUGCAAGCCAGCACUACCACCCAGGUCCUACCCACAGGGCUUGCCUCCUUUCCCACUGCCUCCUCACAUGUCACUCAACCCUUUUGCCCAGUCUUUGCAGCACACCUCCCCUCACAUGCGGUACUCACCAACUGUCAGUGGGAACCCCUUCAGUGUGGUCUACGGGCCUCCACCCGGCUCUUACUCACCCGCCCAGCCACAGUCCUUUUCUACACUACCAGGACUCUACAGACAACAUUCGCCCGGCAGCUAUGGACUCCAGUCAGCCUUCCCCUCCUCAGUCACCUCCCUGCCUCACUUCUCCGCCAGCAAUCACGCCCUCUCCAGUCUCGUGGACUCCACGUCUGUCCCCGGCACCGCCGCCAGCGCACUGGCCAAGCCGCUCCGUGCUGAGGGAGACAGACGGAAGGAUCUCUUUGGGGAUCUGCUGACUAUGGCCAAGCCAGCGACGCCCCCAAAAAAGAAGGCGGAGGACCUUCGGAGGAGGUGGGAAACAUUUGACUAAAAGCUGUGAAUGUGUUCUGAGGUCCCCUUUCUGCCACGACCCAAACUGCCCUCACUGUCAGGAUCUUCUUUUGCAUUUCAUGGCACGUUAGAUCUCAUUCAUGCUGCUUAUCCAACUCACAAACGUAGAGUAAUUAACCUUAAAUUUAAGUGAACAAACAUCAUCUUAAUAGGCUUACAGUAAUCCUCCUGCAGAUUAAAGGUAAUACAAGGAACUUGGAACUGGUUAUGAAGCUCAAUGUUAGACUAAUGCCUCUAUAUGACCUCCAUAAGUAAACAAGAUUAGCGAUUUCUAUAUAGAUGGUCUUAAUGCCUUCAUGUCACUGCCAUCCGAUGAACCAUUGUACAGCGUGCAGGUUCACUAGCGACUCCUUCAGCUCAGACUCCACCAGAGAGGAGUGCCACCAAGGAAGAGGGGGUGGUUGGGAGGACAGAUCGCGUGGUAGGACCACCUGUACAUCAACUCUAGCUGGAAGCUCCACCACGUCUGUCUGCGACUGCAGGACCUGGAGCUCCUCGCCCCCAUGCUGGGAGCCAACACCGACACCACCCUGCUGGAGGGAAAGGAGGCACGGGGAACCAGAUGCUGGACUGAGCGGGGCCAAAGUUUUCUAAAGGAGGUCUGGUGGCUGCAGACGAUGAGAGCCGCAAAAUCAACACCCAAUGAAAGUUCCUUGUAGUAACAUUAAAGAUGCUUUGUUGACCCACUUCUUUAUUGAAACAAUAAUCAAUCCCCUUAGCCCUGUGUGCUCAAGGUGCUCACUCCACUGGUUGAUACAGGGGUCAUUUUCACUUGCCAGUACCACCAGUAACCACACAUCUUCUAGGUUAGCGAGUUGUGCAUGUGGAGUACAGCUGAGCAAACGCUUCAGAGCCGAUGUGUCAUUCAGUGUGACAGACAGUCCUGAUCCAGUAUGUAGGAACACACACACAAACACACUCACUGACCUCCCCACUGUGAUAAGCUGUGAUGCUGACCAGUGACAAACAGGAGUGUGUGUUUCUGUGGACGACCUGGUCUGCCCACGACACUGGAUCUCACCCGUCUAAGGAUCGCCUGAAUUAUUAUUAUAAUUUUUUUUAAACUCUGGCCUUGCUUCGAGAUAUCCGGAUGCCAACAACCUGUCGCAUCGCCCGUUAGCGUAGCGCUACGCAGCAUAGAUGGGUGACUUUAAAAAUGGCCGUUUCCCGAUACAGGAUGUGUGUUCUACAACAAGCGUGUUGCUCUAGAUGAACACCCUCAUGCUACCGUAUCCGGGUGGUGCAGCUCACCCUCAUGCUACCGUAUCCGGGUGGUGCAGCUCACCCUCAUGCUACUGUACCCUGGUGGUGCAGCUCACCCUCAUGCUACCGUAUCCGGGUGGUGCAGCUCACCCUCAUGCUACCGUAUCCGGGUGGUGCAGCUCACCCUCAUGCUACCGUAUCCGGGUGGUGCAGCUCACCCUCAUGCUACUGUACCCUGGUGGUGCAGCUCACCCUCAUGCUACCGUAUCCGGGUGGUGCAGCUCACCCUCAUGCUACUGUACCCUGGUGGUGCAGCUCACCCUCAUGCUACUGUAUCCGGGUGGUGCAGCUCACCCUCAUGCUACCGUAUCCGGGUGGUGCAGCUCACCCUCAUGCUACCGUAUCCGGGUGGUGCAGCUCACCCUCAUGCUACCGUAUCCGGGUGGUGCAGCUCACCCUCAUGCUACCGUAUCCGGGUGGUGCAGCUCACCCUCAUGCUACUGUAUCCGGGUGGUGCAGCUCACCCUCAUGCUACUGUAUCCGGGUGGUGCAGCUCUAUCAUGCAGUCGGUGCACCCGUCGGGUUUUGGUCACUUCAUGCAGUAUUUUAGUUUAGUUUUGGCCUUCAUAAUGAAUAACUGUGAACAUGUUGCCUCCUACUGUUUGUUUUUUAAGAGAAUCCUGUAAUAGCCAUGUGUAAUAACACUGCUGUGUGUAAUAACUAACCAACAUGUAAUACAUCUUCACUUCACUAUGUAAUUCCCACAAUUAAGUAAUUUUGUUACAAUCUGCUGCAUUCGUAAUGAAAAGCUUGAAUACAAUAUUUCAUACAUUUCCCGGCAUUAUGCAAGAAAUUGUUAAACAUGUUUUCUUUUCAAAAUGAGUGUUUUGCAUUUUAGUAACUUUUUAUGAAAAGUAAUAACACAUACAUUAUUUAAUAAUCAACAAAAAUAAUUUGAUGUAGUUUGGGCCAAUGAAAUAUCUACUGAAUGAAUUGUGUCCUUCAAAAUUAAUUUUGAGUGAUUUGUUUGAAAGCAAAAAGAUGUAUUAUUACAUAGUGAAGAUUUAUUGCAAUGUGUUUAGUUAUUACAUGUGUUGUUGCAGUCCCCAACAUUUAUGACUCAUUAAAUAUAUAUAUAUGUGGACUUUUGAACACCUACUUGUAUAUUCUGUGGUGUCAAAGGUUCUUUCGCCAAUUCUGCUGCUGAUAUUUGCACUGUGUGUGUGUGUGUGUGUGUGUGUGUGUGUGUGUGUGUGUGUGUGUGUGUGUGUGUGUG